AUGACAGAGUCUUUUCAGAAGCUGGAGAAGAUCGGAGAGGGAACUUAUGGAGUCGUGUAUAAGGCAAGAGAAAGAAACACAGACAGGAUAGUUGCACUGAAAAAAAUAAGACUCGAGAAUGAAAAUGAAGGAAUUCCAGCUACAACAAUAAGGGAAAUACUACUCCUGAAGAACCUAAAGCAUUCAACGAUCGUCGAACUAAGCGAUGUAAUUUACAACAAUAACAAAAUGUAUCUUGUGUUUGAGUACGUAGAGCUUGAUCUAAGAAGAUACCUAGAUAAGAUGAAUGAUGAAGGGCGAUUUGCUAACGAAGACUUUGUCAAAAAAAUGUCUCAUCAAUUACUAACCGCAAUGGAGUACUGCCAUUCAAGAAAUAUUUUUCAUAGAGAUCUGAAGCCUCAAAAUAUUCUCAUAGACCCCAAAGAAAACAUCAAACUGGCAGAUUUCGGCCUGGGAAGAGCUGCGGGCGUUCCAUUGAGAACCUACACUACAGAGGUAGUAACGCUAUGGUAUAGGCCGCCAGAACUACUGCUUGGGUGCAAAUAUUAUGAUGCAUCUGUGGAUGUAUGGAGUGCUGCUUGCAUCAUGGCAGAGGUUGUCCUCAUGAAGCCCUUUUUUCCCGGAGAUUCCGAAAUAGACCAACUAUUUAGAAUAUUCAAGGUUCUUGGGACUCCAAAUAAUUCUAGAUGGUCAAAUGUAGAGAAUUUCCCAAAUUAUAAAGUAGAGUUUCCUAUUUGGGAUCCUGUGGACUUGAAAACAAUUUUCAAAGCAGAUCCAGACCUCAUUGACCUCAUCUCGAGGAUGCUUGAGUAUGAUCCAAAGCUCAGAAUGACAGCCAAAAGUGGACUAUCCCACAAAUACUUCAAAAACAUCCCUCCAAUAGUAGAAUGA
Encephalitozoon hellem ATCC 50504 is the source of this 891-nucleotide messenger RNA. RefSeq names its product cyclin-dependent protein kinase. Gene Ontology annotation, molecular function: cyclin-dependent protein serine/threonine kinase activity; ATP binding. The record is from RefSeq and is a predicted model, not a curated record. The transcript has a single exon. Lineage: Eukaryota; Fungi; Microsporidia; Unikaryonidae. Gene Ontology annotation, biological process: protein phosphorylation. Bases 1 to 891 code for a protein of 296 amino acids. Gene Ontology annotation, cellular component: nucleus.